Messenger RNA from Ipomoea triloba (trilobed morning glory), 1188 nucleotides. RefSeq names its product protein FAR1-RELATED SEQUENCE 5-like. Gene Ontology annotation, biological process: regulation of DNA-templated transcription. Bases 1 to 1188 code for a protein of 395 amino acids. NCBI's taxonomy places the organism in Eukaryota, Viridiplantae, Streptophyta, Magnoliopsida, Solanales, Convolvulaceae. The transcript is spliced from 3 exons. The record is from RefSeq and is a predicted model, not a curated record.
AUGGAAGGCGUCAAUUCGCAGCAGGAGGUGGUUGCGACUGAAGAACUCGAUGGUGCGGUUGGAUUGGCUAUUUCAGGCGAUGAUCCGGUUGGAUUGGCUAUUUCAGGCGAUCGUAAUCCAGGUUGUCGUGCAUCUGUUCAAUUUGAUGUAGAUGGGAAUGGGAUGUGGACCGUGACAAAGCACCAGAAGCUUCAUAAUCAUGAGUUUGUUCCAACGACCAAGAGUUAUCUUCUACGGUCACAUAGAUCAGUGUCUAGAAAUCAUCUUUCCUACCUAAAGGAUUUGAAGAAGAGCGGUGUUUGUGUGGCUGAUGGUUUACGGUUUCUUAAAACACAAUCAGGGGGGUCACCACUCGUUGGUUUUACAAGCAGGGAUGCAUAUAACUCGCUGUGCACUGAUGUAUUGAACAAUUUGGAUGGAACCGACUCAAACACAUUAAUUGAAAUAUUUAAACAAAGACAAUCAAGUGAAAAGGAUUUUUACUUUGAUUUCGAAGUGGAUGAUGAGUCAAGGUUGUGCAGCUUUUUUUGGAGAGAUGGGAAAAUGAUGCGAGACUAUGAAUUGUUUGGAGAUUUGUUAGUUCACGAUACGACGUAUCGUACUAACAAAUAUGAUAUGAUUUGUGGUCCAUUCGUUGGUAUGAACCAUCACUGUAUGAACGUCAUGUUUGGAUGUGGUUUUUUGUUGAACGAGAGGAUUGAGUCGUUCAUAUGGUUGUUUAGGUCAUUUUUAAGAUCAAUGAAUGGGAAAAGUCCCCAAAGUAUAAUGACCGAUCAAUGCGCUGCCAUGGCUGCUGCUAUUUCCCAAGUUUUUCCAACCUCAAGACAUCGCCUAUGUAUAUGGCAUAUCGGUGAGAAUUCAAAGAAGCACAUCAAGGGACUAAGAAAUCAAAAAGAUUUUCUAGACAUAUUCAAUUGUCUGUUGAAACAUACAGAUACGGAGGUAGAGAUUGAACUUUAUUGGACAAGGAUGGUCACAACAUACAAAUGCCAUAAUAAUUCUUGGAUUGAAAAGCUGUAUCAAUGUAGAGAUAAAUGGUGCCCUGCAUUUAACAAAGAUUAUUUUUCUGGUGGUAUUUUAUCUUCACAAAGGAGUGAAACCACAAAUCACUCUAUUUCUAGAAGGUUAUCCAAGACUGCUGGGCUAUGUGAUUUCUAUAGCUCCUUUGUUGGUGUUGUUUCGGAGUAG